Molecule: messenger RNA, 5172 nt
Organism: Hyaloperonospora brassicae
Lineage: Eukaryota; Oomycota; Peronosporomycetes; Peronosporales; Peronosporaceae
Source: the annotation of a GenBank genome assembly
AUGCGGUCGCCUCGCGAGCUCGUGGCUGCGUGCAUGGACUACGUCGCGCUCGAAGGCAGCGCGGGCGUCUCAGUCGCGGAGCUGUUCUCGGCGAUCGAUCCGUCCCAUGACGUGCGGCUGCGCUGCCAGUUGUGGCAGCGGCUGCGCUCGAAGCGGGGCGUCCUGCGCUUCUUUCGGCGCUCCAUCGUGUCGGUCAGUCAUAUGCACAGUAAGAAGCGGCCGCGACCGAGAGCGCGUAGCGAUGCAGACAGCGACGAGGAACGCGUGGCGAUGAAGCAGGAGGUGCUCGACGCCGAUCGAGUUGGCGUUGCGACGGCUGCUACUGCUGCUGCUGCUAUUGCUGAAGAUGUGUCGGUAGCGCUCACGGAAGAAGAGCUGGAGCUGAUCACGUACGAGAACGUGGUGCACGAGAAGCAGCUGCAACAGCAGGAGCUGAUGGUGGCAGCGUGUGAAGAGCUGCGACACCGAGCGCUUAAUAUCCCGAUAAAGGCCAUUGCUGCUGACCUCGGAGACGCUCAUCUCCGUAUUCUCGAAGCUGUGGGUCGGGCUCGAGUGCAGGGCGUGACGGUGUCGGCGCUGAUUGAUUUGUUGCGAGGCGGCAACGUCAAGAGACUGCACAAUUCUCUCGACACGCUGAUCUCCUACAGUUUAGUAGUCAAGCGGAUGAUGAUUGUCGCGCGGCCAGCAAUGCGACGGCUGAACAUCAUUCACUUGCCGCGGUUUGCAGCCGAGUUCAAGCCGCAGAUGUUUGACGAGUCGGCUGGUUUUGAGUCGGACGACCAGAGCAAGAAGAUCUUGUGCGCAGCUGCAGAGACGUACUUGAAAAGACUGCCGACACAUUCGUCGGUGCUGUCGGAUCUCGGACGGGACCUGAGUUUGAACAAGCGGCACCUGGAGGUGCUGCGCUCACACAUUGUGCAGGAGUGCAAGACAGACGACAACUUUCCGCUAGAGUUGUUUCAGGCAGUCUUGCAACCGACGCGACGCGCGAGUCUCGAGCCUAAGAUUUUGAAUUGCGUGCGGUACAAGCCCCCGGACACGGAAAAAAGCGCGGUCUGCCGUCGAGGGAUUGUCUUGGAGCUCGGGUUGCUUCAUCAGAUCUAUGGCGUUAUCGAAGACAGUGCUGGAAACGGUGCCACCAUUAUCGAUCUGCGUAAUCAAAUUGUGCUUCCUGGGAGCAAGUUGCCAUAUAAGUUGGUGGGCGUGUUGGCGGCGACGUACAACUUGAAAGCUGAGUCGGUCAUUCUGGGAAAGAACAAGGCGUUCCGAUUGUACGUGGACUCGAUGGCGCCGAACGUGGCUUCAUCUCCAUCCGACGUAGCAGAUGGCCCAUUGGUGUUAUCGACGCAGUCAGAAGAAGGUGCGAAUGAGGAAGCUGCUGCUAGAGAGAAGGUAGACGGAGCGUACACGACUCGAUCCAAGAAGGCGCUGAAAGUGGCACUCGGAGGAGCGGAAGUGGAUGGCACCAGCGCUCGACGUCGUGAGCACAUCUUGGCGCGGCUCGAGGAUGAGAAGAUCAUCAGUUUGUCGUCAUUAUGUGCCAGUGUGUUCAGCAUGGAGAAGCAGCGCGCGGAAGCGAAUGUGUUAUUGAAUUCGUCCAACUCGGGUGGCGGUCCCACCGUUCUUAACAAUGGAAGCGGUCCGAUGCUUCCAGCUGCAGUGGGUAAAGUGGACACUCGGUCGAUCUUUCGCAUUGCAGUUGAUUUGGAAGCGGGGAAAAAGUUGCGGCUUCUGCAGCUUCCGUUGCCUGCUCGUAAUGUGUCUACCAAGUUCCGUGCUCUUCGUUGUGUGGUGGCUCCAGGAUAUGAGCAAAAUGACGUAUUUAUUCAAAGCUUUGUCAAGAACUACUGUCGUGACGAGCGUUUACGGCGCAUCUACCGGAACACGGAUAAUAGUCAAGUCAUUCGCUUUCACGCAUUCGGAAGCGACAACAACGAUGGGGUGGAGCAUAAGCCAGUUCGAAAGAGGAGGCGGAGGAGAUCUAAGUUGCCGGACGUAAAGACUGAUGAGUCCACGACAAAAACUACAGCCUUGGACGCUAUAUUGGAGAGCAAGGAUGGUAGCUCUGAAGCACUUUCGCAAGCUCCUGGCGUCGAAUCGAAGGUGUGCAAUCUUGCCUCGCCUGAAAUCAGCUACAAGAUCUGGCGCUUUGUGAGUCAGCAAAAAUGUCGAAUUCAUAACCAGCAGUACCGGAAGCUCGGGUUUGCAUACGGUGUCAUGUAUCGGUGUAAAGUCCUGCAUCAGUUUUUAUGGAAAGUUUUGCAUGAGAACGGAUCAAGCUUACAGCUGCCGGGCGAAGAUAGCGAUUUGAUCAGCCCAGACAUAAGUAUGGAUAGAGACGGGUGCUAUAAUACUGGCGGACAAAAGCAGCAACAGCAGUCUGUACCAGGGAUUGUGUUUUCUCGCGAAUCAGUGCUGCACUCGAUGCCUGUGCAUUUGUAUAUUCAAGUUUUCUCGGGUGGGACGAUUUUGACAGGCGCUGAGUUUGCUAUGAUGGAGGAAGCCAUUCAGCAUCGUCGCACGUUUGAAGCGAUUCCAGAGGCACUUUGCAAAAAGAUCUGGAGUCAUGAGUCUCAGCGUACCGCAAAAGUUUUGGGCACUCUGGCGGAUUUGGGUCUGGUUCUACCGCACAAGAUUGGAAUGAAACGCCUCGUCAAGAUCCUUCGAGCAGGGUACACCGACGGGCGUGACGGUGUGCUUUCUCGUGCGCUGAAUGAAAAUGCCCUCGGUGGGCUUUUUCGCUUCAACAGGCAGACCCGGAUCGUUUUGGACGAACGUCGCAGGGAUGAUAGCUUUGUUCCGGGCGACAGCGAGGCGGGUUCACGGCGCAACAGUGCGAGUGAAACCAUCACGGUUCGCUUUGUUGAGUUUGGGGAGAAGACGUACAGCUUUGGCAAUUCGGUACCGUUGCGGUUUUCAUUCGAGUCGCCCUGCGAUGUCGAUCGCUACUGGGAGGCCCUCGAGUGUCUAUGCCUUGAAGAAAUGACGACGGAAGUGGAUAAUCCACGUAAAAACGAACCAGUUGUGCGUGGGGUACCUAAACCAGUCAAAACUCGUGCUCGGCGCAUGCUGCGUAUUCUUGCUUGGAUACCAAAAUCGAGGAAACCUUUACCGAAACACAAGCGUGAAGGCGGUGGUGACACUAAACCGUGUAAGAGUGGUGGUAUCGUGUCUACGAACAUCCGACUUCGUAAGAGACGGCGAGUGUUUCAGCGCGGGGAUGAGCUGAGUAAUGAUCCUGGUGUUCAACGACGUAAGAGGAAGAAGCACAAGAACAGUUCGGGAGACGAAGGCCAGUCAAAGUCGGGAGUGCUCACAUGGACUAAGGUGCACGAAAAGCUGUUGGUGGAUUAUUUCAUCGACAGCAGCAAAAGUCGAUGGAGAGUGACUGUUCCUCAAGGUUUGCAGCGCGAGAAGGAGCAAGUUGCGUUUCGAAAUUCUACGGUUUCGCGGACUGGUUUAGGUCUUGUAGCUAUCACUCGGAAACUCGGCAAGCGAAAGAUUGACGUGAAAAAGCGGCUGAAGGAAAAACUGAUGGAGCCUGUCGUGAAAGUCUCGUUUGAAAACGCAAAGCGAGAGGCAGAACUUGCUUACAAUCCUGGUGGAAUAUUUGAUGAGGAAGUGGCGAUACAAGGGUCAACUCGACUCACAGCACUCUUCCGGCGUGCCGUGAUGAUGAUUAUGUCACCACGGGAAGAGUAUCACCCACUUGUCGCUGAAGAAUUGAUCUCGUUCUGGAACCCACACGACAUUCGGCUAGUUUGGCGGUACCUCUGGCUAAAAAACUGGAUCGUGCGCGCGUCCGAAAAAGAGCGGGGUCGCGGUUACUCCACUAGUCAACGGUUGCAGGACUCGCUCAAGGUGUCUACGUUGUCGUACCCCCUGCUGCUCUUUCAGCAGGCUGCAGAGCAGGAGAGUAUAAUCUGCUCGACACUAGAAGAACUGACAGCUGGCUCCGACGAAACAAGGCACCGUGGUGGACAACAAGAAAGCGACCAGCUCUUUGAGAACGAUUUCCCAGCUAACGCCACACCCGGCCAGUGUGCUCUCGAGUUAGGCUACCAAGUACUGGGAACGUGCUCGCUUGUGGCAGUUCACGCCUCAGCUCGAGAUACAGACACAGGGGUUGACGAUACGCUAGAAGCACAAUCGAAAAAUGGCAAGCGAGUACCGAGUCCCAGUCAACGAAGAAGUCUUACGACUUGCAAUAGCCCAAAAGACAGGUCUGGCUUCUUUGCACACUUGGCUGGCAGGGUGAAUGCCGCCAAAUCGUCCGAUCUGAUUGACACUUGGAGGGUGGAGACCAAGGUGCAUGCGGUGGCUGUUGAGAACACAAUCCUGAUGAGCACAUGCGAAGCGUUUUCUGCGGAGGAAACGGAUGACAAAGGUGACCAGGAAGCAGUCGCGGGCCGCUCAUUUCAGAAUAACGAGGAAUCAGAGAAUACGCUGAUGCAGACAGUGAUGGGUCAUGUUUGUGAAAGUGGUGAGGAGGGGCUUACAUUGUCAGCUCUGGCGGAAAAGCUGCGCUCGAGCAAGGAUGACGAGCUUCACAGUGUCUCGGAAAUAUCCGUGGCGCACUGUCUCACUUCUCUUGUUGACCAGGGUGCGCUCAUUUGCGUCAAUGCGUACUUCGAGCAACGCUACAUUGCGAAGGAGCAUGGAGACCUAUGGCUACUGCGACCGUUCUCGCUGGUUCCGAGUACCAGCCCCUCGUCGAUGCCCCGGGCAGUGUUUGAAGGCGAGAAGGAUACGCUGUCUUUUCCGUGGAUAAAAAUGGACGGUGGAACAAACUAUACGUUCCUGUUUGCGAUCCAGCGCAAGCUGCUAGCACUUGUGAUUCAGGCACCGGGUAUCACUGAGAAGCGUGCCUAUGCUAAGGUCGAUAAGCUGCUGUCGUUGCAGGACACACGCGAGGCUAUGUCGUUGCUUGUGGAGGAAGGACUGGUGUAUGUCCGUGUAGUCACCAAUGCUGCAGCUCGAGCCACUGAUCUGUUUACACCGUCAGUCACUCAGCCUUCGGAUCAUAAGAUUAUCAAGCCCGUCGGUAGCGCGCUGACCUACGACCGCUCAGUUUAUGAAGUGCACUACUUUCCCCACAUUGAGUGCAUCCAGCGAUUCGGAAGCAUUGUACAGGACUACCAAAACGAAGUAUUUCCGAACGACGAGCUGUGA